UUUCAAGAAUUAUGGGAUAUGUUGUCAAAUGGCGCUAUCUUCGAAGGGAUAAAGAAUUUUGACAUCAGCCAUGUGACUGAUGAAGCUCAAGGUCGUUGAGAGAGGUCAAGGUACAAGAUGAGUACAGACCGAAGUGCAUUGAAUCCGGGUCUGAGUAUGAUGAACUUUGAUGGCCUUGACCUUCAGAGUCAGCAGGAGAAGGAGCUUCAAAGGGAAAAUGAACAGCAACAAAAUGAGCUGAAAGCUUUGCUGAAGGAUGCAUUUGAUGAUUUAAUUGAUGAAGAUGAUGAGUUUUCUGUGACAUCUGAUGAGGGUGGAGACUCACGGAAUCAAAGCCUCCAUUUCAGAUCUAAGGAAGAUACGGAACCCAUUGUGGAGGAGGAUGAAGAGCCUUCUGGAAUGGUGUUUCCCAGGGAAGGAUGGAACAGAAGAACAUUUCCCCUCCCCACCUCCACCCCUCUUGGGGGCCUCCCAACAAUAGCACAGAGUCCAUAUGGCUCAAUGUCUUCACUGAGACAAUCUCAAGAGAGCCUUAGGGCAUCUCAAGAGCUGCUGAGAUCAUCUCAAGAGGGAAUUUUGAGAAGAUCCCAUGAAGGUUUGUUAGAGAGUGAUGGUUACCAUAGUAACAGUGAACAAAGCAGCACCAAAUCAUCCAAUCAUCAUCAUCGACCUCAACGACAUCAUCACCAUCAGUUUCACCAGGUUCCUGAUUGGUCCAAUCAAAAUGUGUUCUCACACCAGGGUCAGCCAAAUGUUUACGAUCCCUCUCAUCAUGGUAACACAUACAUACCACAUCAUGUGACUUCGGAGGAUCAUUUUAGGUAUGGGAAAAUUCCAGAGAGACAAGAAGCAGAGGGAGGGGCAGAUGAACACUCAGAUGUUGGGGGUUUGCCUGGGCAUUACCAUUAUCAUCAUCUUCAUCAUUACAUUGGCUAUUACAGUGACAGACAGGAUGAAGAGGAACAUCCAAGGACAGACAAUCCAUACAAGCCAUACUCAGACACACCCCAUUCUCAAGGAUACCAACACACUUUACAGUCAGACCAAGGUUAUGUCACAAAUUCUACCUCAGUUUCACAUGGGCAUCCUGUUCAUGCUACCCCAGUCUCAACAGGGUAUCCUGUUCAUUCUUCACAAGAAUAUCCAGUUCAUGACAAUGCCCCAGAAAAAGAUUUCAAAGGAGAAUACCAGGUUACUUACAAACGUAGAGAAGACCGAGAAGAAAGUGAAAGUGAAGAGGAGGUGCCAGAGGUCAAGGAGAAAAGACCAAAACUUGAAGAGGGACAUGAAAGUUCUGGAACAGCUGGGGCUUUUGACAACAGACAGUUUGCCCAGCUUCAGAUCCUAUACAAAGCCAGAGGAAACAAACUGGAGGAAAUCACCCGAGACUUUGAGCAGUACAAGCAGGAGACAAGCAGGGAGAUCCGCAUAUAUAAACAUCAAAUUUCAUUGGCCAAAGGUGAGAAGGAGGGAACAUCCACCAGUCUCAAACAAUGCCAGGAUCUUCUAGUGGAGGCAAAGACAGAGAAUGCCCAGCUAAAGGGGAAACUCCAGGCCACAGAGAGUCAGGUGGAGGCCCUACAACGGGGGAAGGAGGAGGCAGUAAAGAGCCAUCAAACUGCAGAGUCCACAAUAGAGACUUUGAACCAACAGCUUGCUGAGAUGGGGGCAUCAGAUAGUCUCAACAGAGCUCGAGUUGAGCAUGAGCGAGUUUUGUCAGGAGUCCAACAGAAACAUGACAAGGAGGUCAAAGUUCUCAAAGAAAAGAUUGAGGAUCUCUCAGAUAAACUCAAUGAUUUGAAUGCAGAAAACUCAGUGAUGAGACAGAAGCUAAACGAGAGUUACAAAGAAGCAGAAAACUCGCAGAUCUCACGAGCCGAGACGAUCAAUCGUCUGACCCGCAGCCUGGAAGAUUCCCAGAAACAGUGCCGAAUGCUCCUAGAAUCAGCUUCCUCACAUGAAACAAGUCAGUUGAAGAUCCAACUUCAGCAGUGCACAGCCUCUAAGAAAAUAGCUGAUGAAAUGAUUCUAUCUUACCAGGAAGAGGUUAAGGACUUGAAGGAACAGCUGAACAUGUUUGAGGCCGCGUCUUGUCUGGGUGUGCUCAGUCAGGAGACCACAAGGGAGACAAUUCAUGACGACUCUAUGAUGGACCUCGGAAUCAAAAAAACAAUAGACUUUGAUGAAACUCCGGAGCCUGUCAAGUUCAGUUCUGUGCCAAAAGGAGCAGAAUCUCAAGACCUGGUGACCAAUCUUAAAAUAGAACUUGAAAGAUGCCUUCUUAGCAACAAGGAAAAGAGAAUUCAAGUCACCAAGCUGCAGGAGGAAUUAAGGACUUGUAAGAAGGAACUAGAGGAGUUCCGAAUGCGCUGUGAAAGAGCCGAGAAAUCAGAAACAGAUUUGAAGUCCAAGCUUCAGGAGUGGGAGGAGCUAGUGAGGUCUGAUGACAAGGUGUCAGCUGUCGAGGCCCGCCUACAAAAGGACAUCAAGAAUCUCAAACGGGAGAAAGAGGUCCUCAGUGAAGAUGUAGAGGAUUUGAAAAAGAGGCUGGAGGAGGUCGCAUCCAGUGAGGAGAAGCUGUCCGAGAUAAACCAGCAGUUAACUCAGCAGAUGUCUCAGAUGGUGAGAGAGUACGACGAGGACAAACGAGAGGCGCUCGAUCGGUGUCAACGAGCGUGCGAGUCCGUACAUGAGACAGCCAAAGAACAACUGAAGCUUCACAUGAUUGACGAGUUCACAGCAGAGAAAACCAACCUGAUCACAAAAUAUGAGAGGGAAUGCACACAGUUAAGAAAUGAUUUGAAUUCAGCCUUACAUGAAGUGGAUCAAGUCAAACAACUCUAUGUCAAGGUGUGUUCUGAGAAAGACCUUUUGGAAGAGAAGAUGAAAAAAGAAAAUGAAACUGAAACCUUCCAGAAAUUACAAGAGUUGAGAGCAGAACUGAUCAGUGAGAAAGAUAAGGCUGUAGAGAAAGUGAAGGAAGAAAUGGCUGCAGAUGAAGAGGAAAUCCGGUCAGAAGUUACAGAGUCCUUACAAAAGAAAAUGGAGGCAGACAUGCAGAAGUUACUGGAAACUAAGAUUGCUAUGUGUAAAAUGGAGUGGUUUGAGGAACAGAGGGCUUCUAAACAGGCUGCAGUGGACAAUGCGAUCAAACUGACCGAGGCAGAGUGGAAGGCAAAGUUAGAGACAGCAGUGGACACAGAGGUUGAGUCCCGACUACAGGAAGCUAAGACAGAGUGGCUAGCACAAAGGAAGGAAGUUUUCGACUCUCAGCUGAAUCAGGAAAAGGAAAAGUGGAAGAAAACUGCGGAAAAUGAGCUCCAACAGAAAGUGAAAGAAGAGAGAGAAAAGUGGAAAAAGACAUCAGAGAACGAGCUCAAACAGAAAGUGGAAGAAGAGAGAGAAAAGUGGAGGAAGACGUCAGAGAACGAGCUCAAACAGAAAAUUCAGGCAGAGAAGGAAAGCUUAGAGAAGGACACAGAAAGAAUUAUACAAGAAAAACUAAAGGAGGAGAGAGAAACAUUGAGAAGGGAACUAGAGAAAGAGAACCAGAUAAGAGUGUCGGACAACAGAGAAUUGUGGGAAAAAGAAGCACAAGAAAAGCUUGAGAAAGAAAAAUCAUUGUGGGAGAAGCAAGCAGAGGAAAAACUGAUGUCAGAAAAGAGAGCUUGGGAGAAAUUGGCAGCAGAAAGUCUGUCAGCUGAAAAGGAUGCCUGGGACAGAGAGGUGGAGGAGAAAUUUCGAGAGGAGCGAGCGGAGUGGGGGAAGGCGACAGAGGUGGAUAUACAGAGGAAGGUGACAGAGGCCAUUGAGAAAUGUCAAAGAGAGGCUGAGAUGGAAAUGAAGCGGGCAGUCGAGAGGGAGAGGUCAAAGGUCACAUCUAAGACAGAGUCAGAUAAGGAGUCUUGGUUGAAGAAAGAGAAGGAGAAAUGGCAGAAAAAAUCUGAGGUGGAAUUAAGGGAGAGGAUCCAAAAGGAGCGGGAGGACUGGAAAGAGAAAGCAGAGAUAGAUAUUCUACAGAGGAUCCAAACAGAGAAGCAAAAAUGGAAUGAAGCUAAGGAAAAGGAGAUCCAAGUGAAGGUAAAACAAGAAAGGAAGAACUGGGAGCAGAGCCUGGAAUUGCAAACACAGGAGAGGAUCGAAACAGAAGUGGAGGAGAGGAUCUCACAGGAACGGACCCAGUGGAAAGCAGCAUCAGACAGGAAGUUGUCAGAGGAAAUUCAGGCUGCUGUAGAGCAGGCUCGCAGAGAAUGGGAGGACAGCCAUGAAGAGAAUGUGCAGAAAAUCCAAGACGGCAUGGAGGAGUCCAUCCAGGAGCGCAUUGCUGCUGAGGUUUCAUUAGCCUUGGAUGAUGCCAAGAAACUGUGGCAGAAAGAACAAGAUGCAGAGACAGCGGCCAAUAAUUCAUCUUUCGAGAUUUCCCAGAGUGUGUUAAAAGAGGAAAUAGAGACACUGAAAAAAGACCUGGAAUCGCUGACCAUGGAAUUAAAAGUGCGGGAGGAAAAGUUCCGGAGGGAGAAGUCCGAGUUGUUAAGACAGAAGGACGCUGAGCGAAAACAAGCAGUGGAGGAGGUACAAGAUCAGUGUGAGAAAGAUUAUGAGCAGUUUACGUCCGACCACCAUGACACACUGACACUAGCACUGAAAACUGCACGUGAACAACAUAAUAGGGAGAAGAUGGAGCUGGAGAAGAGACAUGCUGAGGAGAUCAGGAAGCACCAGUUUAAUGAGAUCCAGUUGAAGGAAGCUUUAAAUAGCACCACCUCUGAUAAGAGCUUGCAUCUCACAUCAGGAGAAAAUGAGAAGCACGAGAAAGAGAGAGAGUUAUGGGAAAAGGAGAACUACCGCUUGAAACAGGAAGUGAUGGAGCGAGACCAGCUUCUUGAGAAAGCCGACAGACAUCUUUCACAGGAAGUGGACCGCCUACGUCUAGAACUAGAAUCUGCCUAUCAAAGUCGACUUGAUGCUGAAAAACUAAAUUUGAAGAAAGAGUUCGAAAAAGGAAACCAUUUGGACAAAUCUGAUAGGUCUGAACUGGAGGCAAAAUUAAUGGAUCUUAGACAUGAGAAAGAGAGAUUCAGGACUGAAUUGGGCAAAGUCACUGAAGAAAAUAAGAAAGUGAUUGAUGAGAUCCACAAGGUCACGGAUGAAAGUUAUAAGGUCAAAGGUCAAGUUCAUAAACUCGGGGAGGAGAACAAGAAAUUGAAAGAGGAGAUAAAAGUCAUGAAGGAACAAGGCUUUGGUGAGAGUAAGAGAUAUGUGAAAGAAAUUCAGGAAUUAAAGGGGAAGUUAGAGAACCAAGACAGGAGACUUAAUGAGCAAAAGGGUCAAGAGGUCGAGGUUCAGAAACUCAAGGCCGAAUGUGAGAAGUUGAGGUCAGAAAAUGAUGUGAUUUGUACUAUUCGAUCAGAAUCCGAGAGAUUAAAAGCAAAAUGGCAGGAAAUUCUGUGUGAAAAAUCUGAAAUGGAAGCUAAGUUUACGAGUAUAGAGUUGGAACUUAAGCAGAGUGAAAAGGAGAAAUUGGAAAUGGUAGAGAAUUAUGGGAUGCUGAAGUCGGAGCUGGAUAAGGUGGCCUCAGAGAAAAUGCUCUUCUCAGAGAAUGUGAAAAAUCUUGAGAUGGCGUAUAAAAAAGACCUGGCUCAACAGAAACAGAAGCAGGAAGAAAGUCAGACUCGGCUCACUCGCUCAGAAAAAAUGUUGCAGGAUCUCAAGCAUUAUUACAAGAAUGAGAUAGAGAAGGUGAAGAAAUCUCUAGAGAAAGACAAUGCCAUAGCGAUGGAGUCCAUGAAAAACAAGAUGAGGGAAAUGGCCAAAGCUCACAAUGCUGCGAUGUCUGCCCUGACACGACAGUAUAAAGAGGAAAUAGUGGAGAUGAAGGAGCGAUCGACAGACAAGUGUCUCAGUGACACAGAGGUUCAGACUGACUCUGAGGACCUCAGUGAUGAAAGCAUGUUUGAGUUGAGGGACCAGUACCUGGACACUGUCAAUAAGAUCAAAGAUGAUGUCAUGAAGCACAUAACAGAUACAAACAUGCGAGCUGCCGAAACUGUCCGACAGGAAAUGCAGAAGGAACGUCACACCACACUCGCUCAGCUCAAAAAGAUUUAUAUGGAGAACGUCCGCAAAGUCCUACACAAUGAAAUCAUUGGAGCCAAUAUCGAAGCCAAGCUAGCAGACAUAGAAGAAGCUCUGGAUGCAAUUUCUUUUGAUAAAAGUUCAAGGUCAAGUUCAAGGUCAACAACACCAAGGAGUGAUAUGUCAGCACCCAUUUCGGGUCAGGGACAUUUAGAAUCAAAGUCAGACUAUGGGGUGAAAUUUCAAGGAAACAGAGAUAUGAACUCUGGACUGGGAAAGUCUGCUUCUGAUUUUAGACAAAAUGAUUUUCACUCUAAACACAAUGGCUACUCCACUGUGUCAAGGUCAUACCAGGAUAUCCGUGUUGCACCCAUAUCAAGGUCAAAUGAUUACAUGCCAAUGACAAGGUCACAUGAUUAUUCCAGUGAAAGGUCCAAGUCACGUCCACGAUCAGCAGGUGAUGGAUCUGCAAGAAAGACAGAAGACCGGGUUCCAUAUAAAAUGAACAGUGAUUUGCAUUUGGAAAUUUCAUCAAAAGGAUCGCCAUCGAAUAAUAUUUACCACAGUCCACCCCAACGUAGCUUGAAACUUUCUCCAGAAAGGCUAGAAAGUCAUCAUCCAAGAGAGAAAAGUCGAACAAAUCGUAUUCAGAGAGACAGAUCGGUCAGCAAAGAAGUGACAUUUAGUAAAGACUGCAAGAGGUCGUCUCCAGAUAGAAUGGAAUACGGAAGACUGCAUCCCAAUAUCACCUCUAGAAAACUUUCCCCGCGUGACCAUUCCACUUCAAACGAGAAUUCUGAUCAGGAAUACAAUAGCCCCCGGACAUUUAAAUUGGGGCAGUUCAAUGGUGUCGACUUGCUUCCUAGUAGAUAUGUUGUUCCUUCUUUGAGGGAUCAGAAUUCAAAUAAAUUUGAAGCAGUUGAUCCACAUCCUGUGGAGCGGAAAUCCAAACUUCAACAGGAAGAGAUCGCAAGUCCCACUUCUUCACUUAACCACAGUGCCCUCUAUAAAGCGAAAUCAGAAUCAGAGCUCAGUAUGGAGCAAAAGAACAGUUCAUUAGGAGGAAGCUACAAAUACCUUCCACUCAGGGAUGCCCUCAAUAAACCCAGUGACCUUACUGAUUCCCCCAAAGGCAGCAGCUUGUCCCAGGAGGAUAUUAGAUUUUCAAGCAUGCAGGCUAUGAGUUUUGAUGGUAAGAAAGCUUACAGUGUUGAUGUGGGUUUGCAGAGUUUGGGUUUAGACUCCCGCUCCCCCAGAAAAUUUAACCCCUCCCCAGAAAAACUGACCCCUCAAAGAGAUGCUGGUGAAUCUCCCAUGGGCACACCAAGAAUGCAUAGGAAGAACUACUCCCAUGAUAAAGAUGGCUUCGGUGAUGUCGAACAUGUACGGAAAAAUCUUGGCCAAGGUUUUAGUGCGGAUAGCUGGACUGAGGUAUUACUUAGAACAAAAGAACCAGUUAAAAACCUUGUUCAGAAGUUUGAGCCCAAGAGUCAGUAACUUUUGUGUGGAUUAAAAUAAUUAAUGAGCUGUUGGGAUGUUAUAAAUGUUGAUAACUUUUAAAUGAUGGGAAAAUCUGCCUUUUAAUUUUAUUGACUCCAGAUAUUAUGAGAUUGUCUAUGUGUAUGAGGGUUUUU
Messenger RNA from Saccostrea echinata, 7709 nucleotides. Its product is annotated as centrosomal protein of 290 kDa-like. The record is from RefSeq and is a predicted model, not a curated record. The coding region runs from base 118 to 7572 and encodes 2484 amino acids. Gene Ontology annotation, biological process: centriole replication. The transcript is spliced from 30 exons. Gene Ontology annotation, cellular component: centrosome. NCBI's taxonomy places the organism in Eukaryota, Metazoa, Mollusca, Bivalvia, Ostreida, Ostreidae.